UUCCUGACGUCCUGUGAGGCUGAGCUGCAGGAGCUGAUGAAGCAAAUCGACCUCAUGGUGGCUCACAAGAGAGCUGAAUGGGAAAGCCAGACCCAGGCUCUGGAAGCUUGUAUCAGUGCCCGGGAGCAGGAGCUGGCCUCUGCCAGGGCUGCUCUGCAGGAGGCACAGAAGGAGGCUGCCAGCUUGCACCAGCAGCUACAGGACACGGAGAGGGGUAAACAGGACCUGGCCAGAGAGUAUCAGCAGCAGCUGAGGAAACUCCAGGAGGAGUUGUCCAGGCUGAGGAGGAGCUAUGAGAAGCUGCAGAAGAAGCACCUGAGGGAAGCUAGAGGAGAAGGUAACAAGAGCCAAGGGGAGGAGCAGCUGGAAAUGAGCCGACUGAGCAGGAAGCUGGAGGAGUUCCGUCUGAAGGCCCUGGACUGGGAAAAGCAGCGCCUGCUCUACCAGCAGCAGCUGGCAUCCCUGGAGGCACAGAGGAAGGCUCUGGCUGAGCAGUCUGAGCUCAUUCAGACCCAGCUUGCCAGUGGGAAGCAGGCUUUGGAGUCGGUGGAGCUGGCCAGCUGCUCGGAAAUCCAGCACUUAACCAGCAAGCUGGAGAGGGCCAAUGAUGCCAUCUGUGCCAACCAGCUGGAGGUGGAGAGGCUGAACAUGAGAGUGGAUGACCUGACUGAGAACAAUCAGAUGAUUCUAGAAGAUCAGCAAAGAGUUCAAGAGGAAUUAAGGCAAUCCAAGAAAAUGUUAGAGGUGCUAGAGGAGGAGAAGAUGGAACUCAGAGCCACCCUGCAGUCUCAAGAAGACUUCAUUGACAGCUCCAAGCUGCACCAGGAGCAACUGCAGAAGGAGCUGGCCAGGGUGACUGAAAAUCUUCACACCAAGGAGCUCCUCAUCAGCCUGCUGUCUUCUACUGCAAGGUGUGCAGAGCUGAGUGAAGAGCUGGAUGGCAGCACCCAAGAGCUGCAGUCCCUGCAAGAGCACCAUGCCCAGGCAAAGGCAGAGGUUAAAAAGCUGAAGGAGCAGCUCUCUCGAGCUGAACAGAUCCACAGGAGUGAGCUGGAAGGGAUGAGGAGGGAAAUCUGCAGACUGACACAGGAGCUGCACCGGCGAGAGGUCAGCAUCGCCGCCGCCAGCGGCUCCACACCAGCCCCCCAGCAGCUGAGAGCUGAGCGAGCAGAGAGGAGAGCAGUGCAGCACAGGGGAAGAGAUGUCACCUGCAGAGCACUCAGUGGAGACUGUGCUGCUGAACUGAAUCGAUUAAAGUCUGAGAACCAGCAGCUGCAGAAGGAGCUGGCAGAGGCCAGGGCAAAACUGGAACUCACUCAGCAGGUCUGCCAGGAUGAAGCCCAGGGCCCUGCUCAGCAGGUGCAAGAUGGGGCCAGGGAUGAGCAAUGCAGGACAGCUCAGGACCCCCAGCAUGAACAGGACCGACAAGCAGAGAGAGCACAUCACAAGGCUGAGGAGAAUGGUCAGCACCAGCAAGGAGGGCUCCAGGAGUGGGAGGCCGCUGAGCUAAGAAGCGUGACCCCUGCAGUGAGUGAGCUCCAGUCCCAGAGCAGCAGGAGGAGUUGCAGAGAGCCACCUGCUGUGGGCACCUUGCUGGGAAGAGAUUCUGUGCUCCAUGUGCUGGAUGGAAACAAAGGUUCUGCAGAGGAAGCAGCUGUGCAGUGCAGCUCACAGCAUCAGAGAGCAUCUAUGCCCCUGAACCCCCUGCCUAGAGCUUCACUGGGAGCAAUAGCUGCAAGGUACCUGGAAGAGGAGGAGCUGAGAUCCCAGAACAUCACUGAGUGCCUGAACAGUCACAUUGAGGAGCUGGAAAAAGCCAGUGAGGAGAUCGUGAGGCACUUCAGACAGCAGUGAUGCUGCUUG
This is a messenger RNA of Indicator indicator, 1863 nucleotides long. It is a transcript of the gene CEP63, whose product is annotated as centrosomal protein 63. The record is from RefSeq and is a predicted model, not a curated record. Gene Ontology annotation, biological process: de novo centriole assembly involved in multi-ciliated epithelial cell differentiation; centriole replication. The transcript is spliced from 11 exons. Lineage: Eukaryota; Metazoa; Chordata; Aves; Piciformes; Indicatoridae. Gene Ontology annotation, cellular component: centriole. The coding region runs from base 37 to 1854 and encodes 605 amino acids.